AACCGGGAAACACAUUAUUUCGUCCCGAUUCCUCAGAGUCCUAAAAGGACCUGAAGAAAACUUCACAGUACAAAAAAAAAAAGAAAAAAUACGAGAGAAACGGAAACCAAUUCCCACACAAAAACCCUAAUAAUUUCUCAGAUUCUCUCAAUUUUCAUUUCUCAUCAUUUCUGAUAUAAAUUUUAACAAUAAUCUGUAAGGUAGGCAGCUACACAGGGAAGGAUUUAGGGUUUUUCUUACUCAUUAUUAUUAUUAGCAAACGCCAUGAGUCCCAUUCAGAACUUCGAGCAGCACUCGAGGCAUCUAGUCGACCCCGAGCUUCCUAUUCAGACGAGAUUGCAGAUGGCUAUGGAAGUGAGGGACAGUCUUGAGAUUGCUCACACUGCUGAGUACUUGAAUUUUUUAAAGUGUUACUUUCGAGCAUUUUCGGUGAUUCUAUUGCAAAUUACUAAGCCGCAGUUUGUUGAUAAUCCUGAACAUAAACUUAGAAAUGUUGUUGUGGAGAUACUUAAUCGUCUUCCACACAGUGAAGUUCUUAGGCCUUUUGUUCAGGAACUAUUAAAGGUUGCUUUACAAGUCCUCACCACUGAUAAUGAAGAAAAUGCUUUAAUAUCUGUUCGCAUAAUCUUUGACUUGCUUAGGAACUUUAGACCCACUUUGGAAGCUGAAGUUCAGCCGUUCUUGGACUUUGUUUGUAAGAUUUAUCAGAACUUUAAAUCGACUGUGAGCCAUUUUUUUGAUAAUGUGGCUGUUGUUGGGGAAGAUAUUAAGCCUAUGGAUACUUCAUCUUCAGACUUAUCGAUUCCUAGUAGUGGGUAUUCUGGUUCUGGGCAGCUCAAUCCAAGUAGUCGUUCUUUCAAGAUAAUUACAGAGAGUCCUUUAGUGGUCUUGUUUCUUUUUCAGUUGUAUAGUAGGCUUGUACAGACCAAUAUUCCUCACUUACUUCCUUUAAUGGUAGCUGCUAUAUCUGUUCCUGGUCCUGAAAAGGUUCCUUCUCAUUUGAAGACUCAUUUCGUUGAUCUAAAGGGUGCACAAGUUAAGACAGUUUCUUUUUUGACGUAUCUGUUAAAGGGAUUUGCUGAUUAUAUAAGGCCUCAUGAAGAAAGCAUUUGUAAGAGCAUUGUGAAUCUUCUAGUUACAUGCUCAGACUCUGUCUCAAUUAGAAAGGAACUGUUAGUAGCAUUAAAACAUGUUCUUGGAACUGAUUGCAAGAGGGGUUUAUUUCCUUUGAUAGACACACUUUUGGAAGAGAGAGUUCUAGUUGGAACUGGGAGAGCCUGCUUUGAGACAUUGCGGCCUCUGGCUUAUAGUUUACUAGCAGAAAUUGUUCAUCACGUUCGUGGGGAUCUUUCCCUGUCACAGUUGUCGCGGAUUAUAUACUUGUUUUCAAGUAACAUGCAUGACGCUUCAUUGUCUCUCAGCAUUCAUACUACUUGUGCACGGUUGAUGUUGAAUUUGGUGGAGCCGAUUUUUGAGAAAGGCGUUGACCAGCCAUCCAUGGAUGAAGCACGAAUUCUAUUGGGGCGUAUUUUGGAUGCUUUUGUGGGGAAAUUCAGUACUUUUAAGCGAACAAUUCCUCAGCUGUUGGAAGAGGGUGAGGAUGGAAAGGAUCGUGUUACCUUAAAGGCAAAGCUCGAGCUUCCAGUGCAGGCAGUUUUGAAUGUGCAGGUCCCUGUGGAACACUCUAAGGAAGUGAACGAUUGUAAGCAUCUCAUAAAGACAUUAGUCAUGGGAAUGAAGACUAUCAUAUGGAGCAUCACACAUGCACACUUGCCCAGGGCACAGGUUUCUCCUUUCGUGCAUGGAACACAACAACAGGGGCUUGUUUCUCCAGCUAAUUUGCAGGCGCCUCAAGCCUUCAAAGGGAUGAGAGAAGAUGAGGUCUUGAAGGCCUCGGGGGUUUUAAAAAGUGGUGUACAUUGCUUGGCUCUCUUCAAAGAGAAGGAUGAGGAGAAGGAUAUGCUUAAUCUCUUUUCCCAAAUUUUGGUUAUUAUGGAGCCCCGAGAUUUGAUGGACAUGCUUUCUUUGUGUAUGCCUGAGCUGUUUGACUGUAUGAUUUGCAACACUCAAUUGGUUCACAUAUUUUCUACCCUUUUGCAAGCUCCUAAAGUUUACAGGCCAUUCGCAGAUGUUUUGGUUAAUUUUCUUGUAAGCAGCAAACUUGAUGUUUUGAAAAAUCCAGAUUCUCCGGCAGCAAAACUAGUUUUGCAUCUUUUUCGCUUUAUAUUUGGUGCAGUUUCCAAAGCACCUCCAGAUCUUGAACGAAUUUUGCAGCCUCAUGUACCUGUAAUUAUGGAAGUUUGUAUGAAAAAUGCUACUGAAGUUGAAAAGCCUCUAGGUUAUAUCCAGCUUCUUCGAUUGAUGUUCCGAGCGCUUGCUGGUUGCAAAUUUGAACUUCUACUACGGGACUUGAUACCCAUGUUACAACCUUGUCUUAAUAUGCUCUUGACUAUGCUUGAGGGUCCAACAGGAGAGGACAUGAGGGAUCUAUUGCUGGAGUUGUGUUUAACCUUGCCUGCACGUUUAAGUUCAUUGUUACCUCACCUUCCCCGUCUUAUGAAGCCUCUUGUUUUGUGUCUUAAGGGAAGUGAUGAACUUGUGAGCUUAGGUUUAAGAACACUCGAGUUUUGGGUUGACAGUCUAAACCCUGAUUUCCUUGAACCAAGUAUGGCCAGUGUUAUGUCUGAGGUGAUUUUAGCCCUGUGGUCACACUUGAGACCUGCCCCCUACCCUUGGGGUGCAAAAGCUUUGCAACUUCUUGGAAAAUUGGGUGGUCGUAAUAGACGAUUUCUUCGAGAGCCCCUUGCUCUUGAGUGCAAGGACAAUCCAGAGCAUGGACUACGUGUGAUCCUUACAUUUGAGCCCUCAACUCCAUUUUUGGUUCCACUCGAUCGAUGUAUCAACCUUGCAGUAGCAGUUGUUAUGAACAAACAUAAUGGAACUGAUGCUUUCUAUCGAAAACAGGCUCUAAAGUUCCUACGUGUGUGUUUAUCGUCUCAGCUUAAUUUGCCUGAAAAAGUAAAGGAUGAGGGAUACACACCGAGCCAGUUGUCAACGAUGUUAGUUUCCACUGUUGAUUCCUCUUGGAGAAGGUCUGACACCUUAGAUAUAAAGGCUGAUUUAGGUGUAAAGACGAAGACCCAACUUAUUGCUGAAAAAUCUGUGUUUAAGAUUCUCUUAAUGACCAUUAUUGCUGCCAGUGCUGAACCAGAUUUGCUUGAACCCAAGGAUGAUUUUGUAGCCAAUGUAUGUCGCCAUUUCGCAAUGAUUUUUCAUGUUGAUUCUUCAAGUACUACUUCAGCUGUUAAUUCUGCACUUGGAGGUCCUAUGCUUGCAUCCAAUGUUAAUGCUGCUAGCUCACGGACAAAGAAUAGUAAUUCUUCAAACCUCAAAGAGUUAGAUCCUCUAAUAUUUUUAGAUGCUUUAGUUGAUGUGCUAGCUGAUGAAAAUAGGGUCCACGCAAAGGCUGCUCUUAAUGCUUUAAAUGUGUUUGCUGAAACACUUCUUUUACUUGCUCGCACAAAGCAUGCUGAUGUGUUGAUGUCAAGAGGCCCUGGUACUCCCAUGAUUGUUUCCAGUCCUUCAAUGAAUCCUGUAUAUUCACCUCCUCCAAGUGUUCGUAUACCAAUUUUUGAGCAACUUUUGCCCCGUCUUUUGCAUUGUUGCUAUGGAACUACAUGGCAAGCACAAAUGGGAGGUGUUAUGGGUCUUGGUGCUUUAGUUGGCAAAGUCACUGUUGAGACUUUAUGCCUUUUUCAAGUAAGAAUUGUCCGUGGCCUGGUUUAUGUGCUUAAAAGGCUUCCUGUUUAUGCUAGCAAAGAACAGGAAGAGACAGGUCAGGUGCUCACUCAGGUUCUUCGUGUAGUUAACAAUGUUGAUGAAGCAAACAGUGAGCCUCGCAGACAAAGUUUUGAAGGAGCAGUUGACUUUCUUGCUUCUGAACUGUUUAAUCCAAAUGCAUCUAUAAUUGUGAGAAAGAAUGUGCAGUCAUGUUUGGCACUUCUAGCUAGUAGGACUGGCAGUGAGGUGUCUGAGCUGUUGGAGCCUUUGUAUCAACCACUCUUGCAGCCUCUGUUGAUUCGACCACUCCGGUCAAAGACUGUUGAUCAACAGGUUGGCACGGUGACUGCAUUGAAUUUUUGCUUGGCCUUGAGGCCCCCCCUUCUCAAGUUGACCCAGGAAUUAGUAAAUUUUCUUCAAGAAGCAUUGCAGAUAGCCGAGGCUGAUGAAACUGUAUGGGUUGUGAAGUUUAUGAACCCAAAGGUGGCUACAUCAUUAACCAAGCUUAAAACUGCUUGCAUUGAGCUCCUCUGUACAACAAUGGCCUGGACAGAUUUUAAAGCUCCCAAUCAUGCUGAGUUGCGUGCAAAGAUCAUUUCCAUGUUCUUUAAGUCUUUGACUUGUCGAACACUGGAAAUUGUUGCUGUUGGAAAAGAGGGUCUGCGACAGGUUAUUAAUCAGCAGAGGAUGCCUAAAGAUCUUCUGCAGAGCAGCCUAAGGCCUAUAUUGGUAAACUUGGCUCACACAAAGAACCUUAGCAUGCCUCUCUUGCAAGGUCUAGCUCGUUUGCUUGAAUUACUGUCCAAUUGGUUUAAUGUUGCCUUAGGCAGUAAGUUGUUGGAACACCUGAAGAAAUGGUUAGAGCCAGAGAAACUUGCACAGAGCCAGAAAGCAUGGAAAGCUGGUGAAGAACCGAAAAUUGCUGCAGCUAUUAUUGAGCUUUUCCAUUUACUUCCCAUGGCUGCAUCAAAGUUCCUUGAUGAACUUGUUACGUUAACCAUUGAAUUGGAAGGAGCUCUCUCUCCUGGACAAGUGUUCAGUGAAAUAAACAGUCCAUAUCGUCCUCCCCUUACCAAAUUUUUAAAUCGCUAUGCAACACUUGCAGUUGAUUAUUUUCUUGCUCGACUAAAUAGUCCGAAAUACUUCAGAAGGUUUAUGUAUGUUAUCCGGUCAGAUGCUGGCCAGCCGUUAAGAGAUGAACUUGCAAAGUCACCUCAGAAGAUACUUGCUAGUGCCUUUCCAGAAUUUGCUCCAAAGUCUGAUGCAGUGAUGACUCCCUCGUCGUCAACUCCACCUGCUUCAGUAGGUGAAGAAGGUCUUACUACACCCGCACCAGAAAGUUCUAUGUCCUCACCCUCUGCAGCAACUUCUGAUGCUUAUUUUCGGGGACUUGCACUUGUUAAAACUUUAGUUAAACUGAUACCUGGGUGGCUUCAAAACAAUCGUAUUGUGUUUGAUACCUUAGUACUUGUUUGGAAGUCCUCUGGUAGAAUAUCUCGUUUGCAGAAGGAACAAGAGCUGGACUUAGUUCAGGUAAAAGAAAGCAAAUGGCUGGUCAAAUGCUUCCUGAAUUAUCUACGACAUGAGAAAAAUGAAGUGAAUGUUCUUUUUGAUAUACUCUCCAUCUUCUUGUUUCAAAGUCGCAUUGAUUAUACCUUUUUGAAGGAGUUUUAUAUAAUUGAGGUUGCUGAAGGUUACCUUCCUAACCUGAAAAGAUCACUUCUUUUGCAUUUCUUAGAACUUUUCCAAUCGAAACAACUUGGUCAUGAUCAUUUGGUUAUCGUGAUGCAAAUGCUCAUUCUUCCAAUGCUUGCUCAUGCGUUCCAAAAUGGCCAAAGUUGGGAUGUUGUUGACCCAGUCAUUAUUAAAACAAUUGUCGACAAACUUCUUGAUCCUCCAGAAGAGGUUUCUGCUGAGUAUGAUGAGCCGUUAAGAAUAGAGCUUCUUCAACUUGCAACUUUGCUUCUCAAGUAUCUUCAGAAUGACCUUGUUCAUCAUAGAAAAGAACUUAUCAAAUUUGGCUGGAAUCAUCUCAAACGUGAAGAUAGUGCCAGUAAACAGUGGGCAUUUGUGAAUGUUUGCCACUUUUUAGAAGCCUAUCAGGCCCCAGAAAAGAUUAUACUUCAGGUUUUUGUAGCGCUUCUUAGAACUUGUCAGCCAGAGAACAAAAUGCUAGUCAAACAAGCCCUUGAUAUACUAAUGCCAGCACUUCCACGAAGGUUGCCUCUAGUUGGGGAUUCGCGUAUGCCAAUUUGGAUCCGAUAUACAAAAAAGAUUCUCGUUGAGGAAGGUCACUCAGUCCCUAAUUUGAUUCACAUUUUCCAGCUCAUUGUACGCCAUUCAGAUCUCUUCUACAGUUGCAGAGCCCAGUUUGUGCCUCAAAUGGUGAAUUCUCUUAGUAGACUUGGAUUGCCAUAUAACACGACAGCAGAAAACAGACGCCUAGCCAUUGAGCUUGCUGGUUUGGUGGUUGGCUGGGAAAGGCAAAGGCAAAAUGAGAUGAAAAUAGUGACAGAAAAUGAUGUACCCAACCAGAAUGCUGAUGGAUUUAAUCCAGGUCCUGUUAAUACCGAUUCUAAGCGUUCUGUAGAUGGGGCUAACUUCUCUGAAGAUACAUCCAAGCGUGUCAAAGUUGAGCCUGGUCUCCAGUCACUUUGUGUCAUGUCACCUGGAGGUGCAUCAUCAAUUCCUAAUAUAGAAACCCCUGGACUGGCUAGUCAACCUGAUGAAGAAUUCAAGCCCAAUGCUGCUAUGGAAGAAAUGAUUAUCAAUUUCCUUAUAAGGGUUGCCCUGGUUAUAGAGCCCAAGGACAGAGAAGCAACUGCUAUGUAUAAACAAGCUUUAGAAUUACUUUCACAAGCUUUGGAGGUUUGGCCAAAUGCCAAUGUUAAGUUCAAUUAUCUUGAGAAGUUGUUGAGCAGCAUUCAACAAUCUCAGUCCAAGGAUCCUUCUACUGCCCUUGCCCAGGGUUUGGAUGUCAUGAACAAGGUUCUAGAGAAGCAGCCACAUUUAUUCAUUAGAAAUAACAUUAGCCAGAUUUCCCAGAUACUUGAACCCUGUUUCAAGUAUAAAUUACUAGAUGCUGGAAAGUCGUUGUGCUCCCUGUUGAAGAUGGUUUUUGUAGCUUUUCCUUUAGAAGCACCUACCACACCUCCAGAUGUGAAGCUCUUAUAUCAGAAAGUUGAAGAAUUGAUACAAAAGCAUAUUAAUGCUGUCACGGCUCACCAAACAUCGAAUGAAGAAAGCACUUCUAGUCCAAUAAGCUUCAUUCUUCUUGUGAUAAAGACCUUGACGGAGGUACACAAGAACUUCACUGAUCCUUUUAUCUUGGUUCGUAUUCUUCAACGCCUUGCCAGAGAUAUGGGUUCAUCAUCAGGCUCUCAUUUGAGACAGGGUCAAACAAAAGAUCCGGACUCUGCAGUUAGUUCUUCACGCCAGGGUGCCGAUGCUGGAGCAGUGAUUUCCAAUCUAAAAUCUGUUUUGAAACUCAUUAGUGAAAGGGUUAUGAUUAUUCCAGAAUGCAAACGAUCCAUAACUCAGAUUUUGAAUGCAUUGCUCUCAGAGAAAGGUACCGAGGCUAGUGUGCUUCUUUGCAUACUUGAUGUUAUAAAAGGGUGGAUUGUAGAUGACUUCAAUAAGCCAGGACCAGUCAUGUCAAAUGCUUUUCUUACCCCAAAGGAAACCGUAUCUUUCUUUCAGAAGCUUUCACUAGUUGAUAAGCAAAACUUCUCCCAGACUGUUCUGGAAGAGUGGGAGAGGAAAUAUCUUGAGCUAAUUUACGGCAUUUGUUCAGAUGUAGAUAGAUAUUCCCUACAACUGCGUCAAGAAGUUUUCCAAAGGGUGGAGAGACAGUCCAUGCUUGGAUUGCGGGCAAGAGAUCCUGAAAUGAGGAUGAAGUUCUUCUUACUCUAUCAUGAAUCCCUUGGGAAAUCUUUGUUUUCAAGACUGCAGUACAUUAUUCAAGUUCAGGACUGGGAAGCUGUGAGUGAUAUUUUUUGGCUCAAACAGGGUCUUGAUCUUCUUUUAGCGAUCUUAGUUGAGGAUAAACCUAUCACAGUUGCUCCAAACACUGCAAGGCUACCGCCACUUGUGGUUUCAGGGCAUGUUCCAGAUUCUUCUGGGAUGCCACACCAGGCUACUGAUGUGUCUGAGGGUUCCGACGAUUCUCCUUUGACAUUUGAUACUCUCGUGCUAAAGCAUGCACAGUUUCUGAACGAAAUGAGUAAACUAAAGGUGGCCGACCUUCUCAAUCCAUUGAGGGAGCUGGCUCAUACUGAUGCAAAUGUUGCAUACCAUCUGUGGGUGCUUGUGUUUCCGAUUGUCUGGGUGACUUUGCAAAAGGAAGAGCAGGUUACACUAGCUAAACCAAUGAUUGCUCUCCUCUCAAAAGAUUAUCACAAGAAACAGCAAGCUAGUCGGCCUAAUGUUGUGCAAGCACUUUUAGAAGGGCUUCAACUGAGCCAUCCUCAACCUCGGAUGCCAAGUGAACUCAUUAAAUAUAUUGGGAAGACAUAUAAUGCGUGGCAUAUUGCAUUGGCCCUGCUAGAAAGCCAUGUCAUGCUAUUUCAGAAAGAAACAAAGUGCUCUGAAUCUCUGGCUGAGCUUUAUCGUUUGCUAAAUGAGGAAGAUAUGAGGUGUGGAUUAUGGAAGAAGAAGUCAGUUACUGCAGAAACCAGGGCUGGACUAUCAUUAGUUCAACAUGGUUAUUGGCAGCGUGCUCAAAGUUUAUUUUAUCAAGCCAUGGUUAAGGCAACUCAAGGGACAUAUAACAAUACAGUACCGAAGGCUGAGAUGUGUCUUUGGGAAGAACAAUGGCUUUACUGUGCUACACAACUAAGUCAGUGGGAUGCAUUGGUAGAUUUUGGCAAGAGUAUUGAGAAUUAUGAAAUACUUCUGGAUAGUUUAUGGAAGUUGCCUGAUUGGACUUAUAUGAAGGACCAUGUAAUUCCAAAGGCUCAAGUAGAAGAAACUCCAAAACUUCGACUUAUUCAAGCAUAUUUUGCACUGCAUGAUAGAAAUACGAAUGGUGUCGGGGAUGCUGAAAAUACAGUAGGAAAAGGUGUUGAACUUGCUUUGGAGCAGUGGUGGCAGUUACCAGAGAUGUCUGUUUAUUCCAGGAUCCCUCUCUUGCAGCAAUUCCAGCAACUUGUUGAGGUUCAAGAGUCUGCUAGAAUUCUUGUGGACAUUUCGAAUGGAAACAAACUCUCUGGAGGUUCUGUCGUUGGUGCACAUGGUAAUCUUUAUUCAGAUCUAAAAGACAUUCUCGAGACUUGGAGGUUGAGAACUCCAAAUAAAUGGGAUAAUAUGUCAGUUUGGUAUGAUUUGCUUCAAUGGAGGAAUGAAAUGUAUACAUCAGUCAUAGAUGCGUUCAAGGAUUUUAAUACCACAAACCCACAACUUCAUCACCUUGGCUUUCGUGACAAAGCCUGGAAUGUUAACAAGCUUGCUCAUAUUGCUCGUAAGCAAGGCCUUUGCGAUGUAUGCGUGACAAUACUUGACAAGAUGUAUGGUCAUGCAACUAUGGAAGUGCAGGAAGCGUUUACUAAGAUAAGAGAGCAGGCACAAGCUUAUCUAGAAAUGAAGGGAGAGCUUACCAGUGGUUUUAAUCUGAUCAACAACACUAAUCUUGAGUAUUUUUCUGUGAAACACAAAGCAGAAAUAUAUCGCUUAAGAGGGGAUUUCCUGUUAAAGCUAAAUGACUCCGAAGGUGCCAAUCUUGCGUACUCCAAUGCGAUAACCCUAUUUAAAAAUUUGCCAAAAGGAUGGAUAAGCUGGGGAAAUUAUUGUGACAUGGCUUACAAAGAAACUCAUGAAGAGAUUUGGCUGGAGUAUGCUGUCAGCUGCUUUCUUCAAGGCAUUAAAUUUGGCAUUUCUAACUCAAGAAGCCAUCUUGCUCGUGUUCUGUAUCUUCUUAGCUUUGAUACGCCCAAUGAACCUGUGGGAAGGGCUUUCGACAAGCAUUUAGAGCAAAUUCCCCAUUGGGUUUGGCUUUCAUGGAUUCCUCAACUCCUACUUUCUUUGCAGAGAUCAGAAGCUCCUCAUUGCAAACUUGUACUACUAAAAGUUGCAACUGUUUAUCCUCAGGCCCUGUAUUAUUGGCUGCGCACAUAUUUGCUGGAACGGCGUGAUGUUGCAAGUAAAUCUGAGGCAAAUAGAAUGGCUUUGGCACAACAAAGAAUGCAGCAAAGUGUUUCUGGUAACAUUGGUAUAGUUGGUGAUGGAAAUGCUAGAGUACAAGGUCAUGCUGGGGGUUCUUUAUCCUCAGAGAACCAAGGACACCAAGCAACUCAAUCCAGUGGUGGCAUUGGCUCUCAUGAUGGUGGAAAUGCUCAUGGGCAGGAAUCUGAGAGGUCCACUGGGGCUGAUGGUGGCAUGCAUUCAGGAAAUGACCAGCAUAUGCAGCAAAGUUCUUCAAGCAUCAAUGAUGGUGGUCAGAAUGCAUUACGGCGUAAUGGUCCUUUGGGUUUUGUGCCUUCUGCUGCUAGUGCUUUUGAUGCUGCAAAAGAUAUAAUGGAGGCUCUUAGAAGCAAGCACGCAAAUUUGGCCAGUGAACUUGAGGCUCUGCUAACUGAAAUUGGAUCGAGGUUUGUCACUCUGCCAGAGGAGAGACUCCUUGCUGUGGUAAAUGCACUGCUUCACCGCUGCUACAAGUAUCCAACUGCCACCACGGCUGAGGUUCCCCAGUCUCUUAAGAAGGAGUUAUCUGGUGUGUGCAGAGCUUGCUUCUCUGCUGAUGCUGUUAAUAAACAUGUUGAAUUCGUGAGGGAGUACAAGCAAGAAUUCGAACGUGAUCUUGAUCCAGAAAGCACCUCCACCUUUCCUGCCACCCUCUCUGAACUGACUGAGAGACUGAAACAUUGGAAAAAUGUUCUUCAGAGCAAUGUUGAGGACAGGUUCCCAGCUGUGUUGAAGCUGGAAGAAGAAAGUAAGGUGUUGCGAGACUUCCAUGUAGUUGAUGUGGAAGUUCCAGGACAGUACUUUAGUGAUCAGGAAAUUGCACCAGACCACACUGUGAAGUUAGAUAGGGUUGGAGCUGACAUUCCAAUUGUGCGUAGACAUGGAAGUAGUUUCCGUCGUUUGACUCUAAUUGGCUCCGAUGGCUCUCAGCGUCAUUUUAUUGUCCAGACAUCUUUGACCCCCAAUGCUAGAAGUGAUGAACGCAUAUUGCAGCUCUUCCGAGUAUUGAACCAAAUGUUUGAUAAGCACAAAGAAUCAAGACGCCGCCACAUCUCUAUUCACACCCCAAUCAUUAUUCCUGUUUGGUCACAGGUGCGCAUGGUGGAAGAUGAUUUAAUGUACAGUACCUUCCUCGAGGUGUACGAGAACAAUUGUGCAAGAAAUGACAAAGAGGCAGAUCAUCCUAUUACCUAUUUCAAGGAGCAACUGAAUCAGGCUAUAUCUGUUCAAAUUUCCUCAGAGGCUAUUGUAGAUCUUCGGGUUCAAGCUUAUAGCGACAUAACGAGAAAUCUUGUAAGCGAUGGGAUCUUCUCUCAAUAUAUGUACAAGACUCUCUUAAAUGGCAACCACAUGUGGGCUUUUAAAAAGCAAUUUGCCAUCCAGUUGGCACUCUCAAGUUUCAUGUCUUACAUGUUGCAAAUCGGGGGAAGAUCACCGAACAAGAUUUUAUUUGCAAAGAACACCGGGAAGAUAUUCCAAACAGAUUUUCAUCCUGCAUAUGAUGCAAACGGAAUGAUAGAGUUUAACGAACCAGUGCCUUUCCGUCUCACAAGGAAUCUGCAACAUUUUUUCUCCCACUUUGGAGUCGAGGGCCUCAUUGUGUCGGCAAUGUGUGCGGCAUCCCAGGCUGUUGUUUCACCUAAACAAAGUCAGCACCUCUGGCAUCAGUUAGCCAUGUUCUUCCGAGAUGAAUUGCUGUCUUGGUCAUGGAGAAGACCCCUCGGAAUGCCUAUUGCUCCUCUGGUCGGAGGGAGCAGUAGUAUGAACCCCAUGGACUUCAAGCAAAAAGUGACUACAAAUGUUGACAACGUCAUAAACCGGAUCAGCGGUAUAGCUCCACAGUAUUUCUCCGAAGAGGAGGAGAAUACUGUAGACCCACCGCAGUCGGUGCAGAGAGGAGUGACCGAGUUGGUUGAAGCUGCCUUGACCCCAAGAAACCUUUGCAUGAUGGAUCCGACAUGGCAUCCUUGGUUUUGAGUAGUUCAAUCAUAACUUUGUAGAGUUAUUAAUUAACCUUAAUGGUUUCAGUUAUUAGCUUCUGUUAAUAUACCUCUUCUUGUAAAUAUUAAUCAAGCUGUGUACAUAUGACCAUUAACAUUUCAGGUUUAACUUUCUAAGUAGAGUUCGAAUGGUUCAUAUUAUUAAUCUUACUUUUAUCAUGAAGGUUGUAAGAAAUCGUAUAUAUUAAUUGGAUUAUUAUAGUUAUUAUGA
Cannabis sativa is the source of this 12168-nucleotide messenger RNA. RefSeq lists its product as uncharacterized. NCBI's taxonomy places the organism in Eukaryota, Viridiplantae, Streptophyta, Magnoliopsida, Rosales, Cannabaceae. Bases 265 to 11934 code for a protein of 3889 amino acids. Gene Ontology annotation, cellular component: NuA4 histone acetyltransferase complex; nucleus; SAGA complex. The record is from RefSeq and is a predicted model, not a curated record. Gene Ontology annotation, molecular function: protein binding; transcription coregulator activity. Gene Ontology annotation, biological process: DNA repair; regulation of DNA-templated transcription. The transcript has 35 exons.